ACCGUAAAAUUAUUCGUCAACAGGAGUUAUCGGCCGCACGUGCGUGUAAUAACGGUGUAUGAGGGAUUUUACAGACGUCACAAAUGGAUAGAAAUUCAAGGGACAUCUGUGUGAAGUAUGAAGAAAGACCAGGCCUCUUUCAUAUAUCUCUAAACGCGUCACAAUUUCCUCAAUCCCAACAAUUGACGCAUAGGAUCGAAGUUAUGAAGAAGCUCAUUCAGGAUUUCCCAGACGGAUUCACACGUCAAGCUGCUCGAAACUUGUUAGGAGUUUUGUAUUUCUACAAUAGUCAAUUCUCUAAAGCUGUGCACAUUUUCAACGAAAUUCUAAAGAGUGAUCCAAAUUCUUUAACUGCCACUGCAAACCUAGCAUUUGUGUAUCAGAGAAUGAAACAAAAUUCCAAGGCUUCGGAAUAUUCAAUUCAAAACGCAGCAGACGACACUGGAAGACAAGGUAUAGCUUUGGCAGAGCAGGGAUUUGCAUUCAUUUUUGAUUGCCAUGUUGAGAAGGAUGUAAUCGAAAGGAAUAAUUUACCAAUGGAACUUCUCGUUAAAAGUCUGACAAAAUUGAAAAAAAGUGAGCGACCACAAGAUGUUAUGGAGAUUCAGUAUUGGCUUGGCCAGACGUACUACCGCCUUUUUACACAAUGCCCAAGGCGCAAAGGGAUGGAAAAUAUUGCAAAUGAGUUUUACACUAAAGGUGUUGAAGCAUUAGUAGAAGUCACUAAAUUGCAUGACAAGAUAGAACAGUGUACAAGUAAAGAAUUUUUACCCCAAGCAUGGGCCUUUCUGGGUCUUUUCCUAUCAAAAAGAGGAGUCAUAAAGGAUGGUACUGGAAAAUGUGUAGAAAAAACCAUUGAGCAAAUGGAUGAUGCCAUCAAAAACUGUUUAAAGGAACUAGAACUGUAUCAAUAUUUAGAAAAUCCCGAACAAUGUUUCAGUAAAGGACUGGAAUAUAGCAGGGGUUCUGAUCUUGUAGACAAUACAGAAACUGAACCAUCCACGGAACUAUUAAAUCGGUACGCCAUAUUCCUCAAAUCAAAUCAGAAAUACAAAGAGGCUUUGUCAAAACUUAACCAAUCUUUGGACAUUGAUAAUGGACAAGGAAAUUGGUUUUCUUGGAUUUUAAGAGCUGAUGUUUUAUUCAAAUUAGACAAAGUUGAUGAGGCAAUUGAGGACUGGGAGAAAGCUUGUUCAUGGCAUGCGACUCCAAAAGACCUUUGUGAAUUGGCCAAAGCUUAUCAAGUAAAAUACAAAUCAUGCAAGGACACAGAUAAAAUUAAGGCAGAAGAAUAUCUUUUGAAUGCUUCCAAUUACUUUGUACGAGCAGUUCAGUGCCUUGGUCAGGAAAAAAGACCAGAAAUAUAUCGUGCACAUGGAAGAUUCUUACGUGAAAUAGGAGAGGUCAGAGAAGCUAUCGAAAGUUUUAAGAGAGCGAUGGAAGUCGAUACCGCUAACAAGGCAACGGUAAGUUUUUGUCAAUUGUUUGAAACUCUUCUUCAGUUCUACAAAAAAUGUGUUGAAUCAGAUGAUAAAAGUCAAGGAGAAGUAGACAAAUUACUGCAUGAAAUGGCCUACUUCUAUGACGUGGCAACACGAAAACAUGGACAGUUGACAAAUGAGACAAAAAAGUUUAUUAAGGAUUUUGAAGGAGAAAUGACCAUGUUGACUGCUUAUUUUAAGCAUCACAGGAAUGAUUCAUCUUUCCAUAUUAAUGGGAAAAGUAUUGACGAACUGAUCACAUCAAUGGUAGAAACUGAAAAUGUUGAAAAAUGGAAUGGCAUGGUGGAGAAAAAUGUUAUAUGUUUUCAGAAUCGAGAGGAAAUGAAGAAAAGUGAAAACACCAAGGAAGUAAACCUCUGCCCGAAAUGCAAGAUGCAGGUCGGAUAUACGCGACAACUGUCAGCUUUUCCCAUACCUCCUGAUAAACCUCGAAGUUUGCGAUAUCCUUACGACUUCUACGUGAUAUUUUCUCCACCAGACAGAGACUGGGUUUGUCACGUGUUAUUGCAAACACUUGAAGUGUCGUAUGGAUAUAAAGGGGCAGUGGCAGAGAGAGACACAAUGCCUGGUACCAAGGAGGUUUUUGAACGUGUAUCCUUUAUUCAGAAUUGUCCGAAAAUACUUGUCAUUCUACGUCAAGAGUUUGAAAAUUACCCAGAAUGCAGCUAUGAAUUGGCUCACGCUGUCCACAGAAUGACAGAUGGAAAAUAUGAAAAUCUUGUGAUCCCAAUUUGUCGUACUGUCAACGGAAUGCACCAGAGCCUCAAAACUAUAACAUACCUAGAUGCUGUGGGUGAUUGUGAUUGGAAUAAACUCAUCAAGGCAUUGGAAUUGAAUUGAUUUGUUAUUUAUUUCAGAGCCUCAAAACUAUAACAUACCUAGAUGCUGUGGGUGAUUGUGAUUGGAAUAAACUCAUCAAGGCAUUGGAAUUGAAUUGAUUUGUUAUUUAUUUCAGAGAAAGGACCUUCGUCGUUGUGUCAUAGUACACUGUAGGUUAGAAAUGGAAUAUUUGAUUAUAUUUAAAGAGAAUGUACAUAUGCGUGAAAAUGUGGCUUAAAAGCCCAUGUGUUUUGCAUUUCUAUAUUUUAAUGUUGAUGCAUGAAUACACUGUAUGUUGAAGGGCAUUGCAAAGACAAAUUUAAAUCUGCUUACAGCAUAUAAAGUUUUACACUAUUAUGCUAAAAACUUGUACAUGUAUUCGUACAAAUUAUAUUUUUUACACUCUAUAUAUUAUAUUAUGAACUGACAUUAGCGUAGAUUUGGGCUUUCUAUGUUCGAAUUUCGGUAUUCAACGUACCUGUGAAUACGAUGGCGUUGUGCGGGGGAUGGCGUUAUAAUGGGGUUUUACAUAGUGAGGAAAACGGGGAUUAUAGCGGGGGAUCACUGUAUAAUAUUUUUCGCACUUGGCAUCAAAAUGUUAGAGAUAAUAGGAGAAAUUCAACUGUUCUCUCUUCAAAGAUGAACAGCGGAUUCAGUUUAUUUUCUGAUUAAUGAUCUGUCCGUUGUUUUUGUUUUAAAACAUUUGCAACUUCUCAAACAAACUAGGCACAAAAGUGAAAGAGAUUGAAGUUUCUUCCAGGGGAAGAUUAUUAAGAAGUAGUAACAUGUAGUGUGUAGUGUUUCAAAAAGUUCCCGAGAACUAAUGGACCAUAAUAACAGAUGCUUCAUGUCUAAUAAAGAUUGAAGUUUGUCAGACUAUAAUCCCUGGAGCUAGGAUGGGGUCACUAUUAGGAUUUAAUGAUAUGUGUAGGAUUGGUUGUAUAUGGUUUAAUGUCUCGCUCGAGAAUUUUUAACCUUUAUGGAGACUUCACUAUUGCCGGUGAAGGGCUGGAAAAUUUAGGCCUGUGCACGGCCCUUAUGGCCAUUAAUGGAGGGAUCUUUAUCGUGCCACACCUGCUGUAACAGGACCUCGGUUUUUGCGGUUCCAUCGGAAAGACCGCCCCAUUUAGUCACCUAUUACGACAAGCAAGGAGUUUGAGGGCUUAUUCUAACCCGGAUCCCACGGGACGAUAUGUUUAGGAAAAUUCUUCAAAGAAAUCUUAAUCUUAACAAGAGCCACAAGGGUGUAUUUUGUCAAAUUGAUAUGAAGGCAUCCUCAUGUGUGCAGAUUCAAGAUUGUUCACACCAUGAACGCUGGGGGCCAGUAACGGUUCAAAGCCCUAUCCCCUUGAUUCCAGAUAUAUAGCCAAUGUUAAAGGUUUUGAAAACUACACUGUAGGUUAAAGUCCAAGAUCACUAGGUCAGAGGUUUAAACCUGAAGUUAUGUCACUUGCAUUAACUACUCUUUGAAUCUUUUACAGUAGGAAUAAUUUAUGCCAUUCAUGCUGACAAUGGGUAACUCGUGCCGCUAUUGAGGUUUUGUUGUUGUUUGGUUUUUUUGUUGUUGUUGGGUUUUGUUUUUGUUUUUAUACAUACAAUGUUAUUGUAUAAUGAUAAGGUUUGCAACCAAAGUCUUAAAAUCUGCCAACGUGUUGAAAUUCUUUUUGGCAUCUUGUACUCUUGAAAUUAAUCUGUUUGCGCAACUUUUUAUAUUUUCUUUAUUCUUUUGCUCUCGGGGGAUAUUGCAACAAACCCGGGUCCAUUUGGUGUAAAUUCUCUAGAUAUCUUGCACCUCAACAUUAGAUUGAAAUAAGAUUGAUUCCUUGCUGUAAUUAGUUCAGGAUUUUGACAUUCCAUGUUUUAGUGAAACCCAUUUUGACCCAUCGUUAAUUGUAGUUUUGCCUUUCAGACUUCGAAAAAACUGAACUCUUGAACAAUUACUUUUCAUCCAUCAUCAUUUUAGAUGACAGUAAUAAAAAUUACCAAACAUAGGAUAAAAAUACAACGAUUUCUUUGCAGACAUAAACGUACAAGAACAAGAAAUUAUAGAAAUCAUUUCUGUAAUUCCUGAAAAUAAGCUAUAGGUCCAGGUUGCAUCAGUCACAAAUGCUAUAUUCCUUUAAGGAGGUACUCUACAUCGUCAUAAUGGCCGACUUCCUUUAAAAACAUUGAGGAAAAUAUCAAUAUCAGCAAUAUUUGACUUUUCCUUUUCAAUUUACAUACCUAGCUGAGUAGCUCAGUAGGUUAACAUACCGACUACUGAACUGUAAGUCACAGGUUCGAGUCCAGCAGGUGUUUUAAUUCCCCCCCCCCCCCCCCCCAGAUUAUCUUCUACUAAAACUGUAUUUUUUUGACAAAAUGAAGUAAAUUUGAAAAAUUUCAACUUCAAAAUAUUGUUGUACUUAUCCUCCACUUUUCAUCUACAUCAAAUUUCUAGUGUAGCAUACCUCCUUUAAGGACACCAUUUCAAAGCCACUAUGCAAAUCAUUUAACACAUCAAUUUUAUUGAAAACCUUUCCAGACUAUUGGAAAUUAGCAUGCCAUUCCAGGUUGACUCUUCUGUUAUUUCCAAAUUACAGACUAGUGUCUUUGUUGAGUAAAAUAUUUGAAAUAAUCACUGUUAAACUUGUACAAAAAUCAUUCUACAAUGUAUCAGCUUUAGAAACAUAUCAUUCUAUCAUAGAAAGUGUUGACAGUGGUAAAUACUACUGAAUAAUCUUUUGUGAUUUAUGUAAACCAUUUGAUCUGGUGUAAGGGUCUAAUCCACAAACAUCAAAUGUAUGGCAUCAAUGGACCCAAUAUCUAGAAUUAUUUUGUAGUUAUUUAAGUAACAAUACAGAAAGUAAUGCAUAGAAAUUUGUUUUCUUGUAUGAGAAAUCUAAAAGUUAGAGUUCCUCAGGGCUCAGUUCUUAGACCCUAUUUGUUUUUGUUGUGAUAACAUGAUAUUAUACCGGUAUUCUGAUUGUAAAAUUCAUUAAAGCAGUGUUCAGAUUAUAUCUUUCUUAUUGAGCAAAUCUUUUAUUAAUAUAUCUUAGAAUACUAGAUGAAUUGUUAAAGAAAUGGAUAUUGACAGAAGUAAAAUCUAAUGCUGUACCUUUCCCAGGCUUACAUAUGGGGAAAGAUUUUUUAAAUAUAUUUCACACAAGGUUGAGACACAGCUCUGUUUUAGACUGUGAUUUAUUUCUUUAUAACCUAAUAGACAAUCUAGAUUGUUCAUGUGAUCGAUUAGAAAAUGCCUGUCAUUUGUUUUUGUGUGUAAGAAAUAUAUAUAUGUAUACAAGAGCAAGAUACUGUUAGUAGUUUACGUUAUAGGUCAUCGUCGCAAGCCACGCCUAUUGUCUCCGUUUACACUACGUCAAAUGCCGUGACUGUAUGAUAAAAGAAAAUCCUCGACUUCAUGAAUAUUCAUGUUCAUUAGUCAACCAAUCGGUGAGCUUCAAUGAUAUUUUUUUGGUUGAAAGAAAACCAUUCGGAGGUCAUUGGGUGCUCGUAGCGGAAUAAUCCGAGGAUUGCCGAUUGAGAACAAACUGGCCACUUUUUAGCUGUUGUAACUAAUGGAUGCUUCUUUGUUGAUUUCACCGAUGUAAUAAAUUUACCAUAUACACUGUAAUAUGUGUAACCACGCCGCUCUCUUUCGAUAAUUGUCCGAUCAACUGUAGUCUUCUAGAUUUCAACACAUCCACUUUAAUGUGGAUUUCAUUGAAUAAAUACUUUUAAACUUUAUUGCUUCUGUAAACGGGAAUCUUGCCUUUUCUGUUCGUUAUUACUCGUAAAGAAAUACUGCACGUUUUAGUUAAAAUAUCGGAAAUCUGUGAUUGGCAAAAACAAAUAUUGUGUCAUUUCAUAAAUAUUUAUAAAAAUCGAGGGUUUCGCUGAUCAUGCAGCCACGAUUUGAGAUCGGGUAAGUACUACCGGACUCAGUAACCGUGGCGACGAUGGUCAUAGACGUGCAUUUGAUGCUAUGGGGGAACGAGUCUCUUUCUGAUGUACAAAAUUUAGAACUUUUCAAGGUUAAUUACUUUUUUAAAACGAAUGUGACCGUUUAUAAACGAAAAUUGAUGACGUACGUUUUGUCUAUUAUAUAAAAUAUGAACCUCAUUUUUCCAUAAGAGUUUUUAAAAAGUAUAAUUUAUAUACUGAACAGAGUUUAUAUUGAUUUGUUGUAGGUUAUUCAUAUUGUAUGACAAUCCUUUAUUAUUGUAUCUGGAGAAGGCUAUCUAAGGUUUUGUAUGACAAUCCUGUAUUAUUGUAUCUGGAGAAGGCUAUCUAAGGUUUUGAACUUGUGCCUAAUCAUUCUGAUGUUUUGUCAAUAAAAUAUCAUGUUAAACCUUA
Messenger RNA from Ostrea edulis (European flat oyster), 6653 nucleotides. RefSeq lists its product as uncharacterized. Lineage: Eukaryota; Metazoa; Mollusca; Bivalvia; Ostreida; Ostreidae. The coding region runs from base 84 to 2342 and encodes 752 amino acids. Gene Ontology annotation, molecular function: protein binding. The record is from RefSeq and is a predicted model, not a curated record. The transcript has 2 exons. Gene Ontology annotation, biological process: signal transduction.